Messenger RNA from Homalodisca vitripennis (glassy-winged sharpshooter), 2010 nucleotides. Its product is annotated as sodium/hydrogen exchanger 9B2-like. The record is from RefSeq and is a predicted model, not a curated record. Lineage: Eukaryota; Metazoa; Arthropoda; Insecta; Hemiptera; Cicadellidae. Gene Ontology annotation, molecular function: antiporter activity. Gene Ontology annotation, biological process: proton transmembrane transport. Gene Ontology annotation, cellular component: membrane. The transcript has 11 exons. The coding region runs from base 447 to 1952 and encodes 501 amino acids.
GCCCCUUUGUCUUUUUUCAUGGUCUCCAGUUACUCAUAAAAAUAGUUGCUCACUACAAAAAUUCUAUAUUAUAUGUGGCUCUGGAAUGAUUAACACUAUUAAUUUUAUUGAAAAGCAGAUUUUUAAUUACCAUUAAGUAACAUACCUUUGCAAAGUAAAAAUAUCAGCAAUAAAAUGGAGAUAAUGACAAUAAAACUAAAUAUCCCUUAAAACUAAGUUGUUAAUGUUUUUAUGGUGUAAUAGGGUUAAAUUCAACAAUUAACAUGUAAAAUCUACUGUGAUCUGGUGCCAUAUAUACUGAAGGCUAUAUUAGUUAUCACUCCUCUUGAGUUAAAGCUUUAGAGAUCAGUUGUGAUUCAUUUUCCGUCCAGGAAACAUUGCUUUGGCGAUUUUGUUAUGUACAUGAUAUCACAUUUUAUAAAAUUUUAAGUGUCUCUACUAACUAAAUGAUGACUCGAGAUUGGAGAAUAGUACCUGUUGAAGAUAUAACAGAGGAUGUUAGAGCUGACAUUAUACGACCAAGGGGAGUGGUUCGCAUUGAACCUGUUAGAGAAAAUAAGUCAAAACUCAAGCUUGCGGCAGAAUGGGUACAGGAACAAUUGUGGGAUCGGCCACACAGUUGCUGGCAGGAUUACCUCACACUACUGGUUCUCACUCUGGUCAUGUGGCUGUUGCUUGUCAUUCUGUUUGGGGACCAGGUGACACCUAGUGGAGACAUGUUCCGGAUGCUGGUGCUAAUACUGUGUGCUGCAGUGGCUGCUCCUCUGACAGCACUACUGAGACUGCCUCCUCUCCUUGGCAUGUUGUUUGCUGGUAUUAUCCUUCGUACUGUAGGCUUCUACCAUGUCUCUGGAAUCUACCUCACUAUUGUCGCUAACCUAAGACAGACAGCUAUGACUGUGAUCUUGAUCAAGGCAGGACUAGGACUGGACCCUGCCACCUUGAUCAAGUUGUCCUUAGUUGUGGUGAGACUGGGCAUGUGUCCAUGUACGAUAGAGGCUAUCACCAUCGCUCUUAUUGCUGUCUUCCUGCUGGGCUGGCCAUGGCUCUGGGCACUUGUCUUGGGAUUCCUUUUGUGUGCCAUCUCACCGGCUGUCGUGGUGCCCACUCUACUGGACCUUAAGGAGCGAGGCUAUGGUGAAGACAAAGGUAUCCCAACCCUGGUUCUGGCUGCCUGCAGUCUUGACGACAUCACCGCCAUCUCCAUGUUCUCUCUCUUCCUUGGCAUGAUCUUCAGCACUGGUGACUUGACUCAUCAAAUUCUACAAGGACCUACAGAUAUCCUGGUGGGAUUAGUGUCAGGGAUCCUGUGGGGGAUUGUGUCCGGCAGCUUACCUCAUCGGGAUGAUGACUUGGCUGUAUGGAAGAGGUCAGCCAUGGUGGGAAUAGGUGGUCUGUGUGCUAUACUAGGAGCUCCGAAAGCAGGUUUCCCCAGCGCUGGACCUCUUGCCUGUGUUACUAUUGCCUUCGUUGCUUCAGUGUGCUGGAAGACCCAAGGUCCCAUGUCUAACAAGACUCAAGUUGCAGAUGUGUUCUCCAUACUCUGGCGCAUCCUGGAGCCGAUGUUGUAUGCUUUCAUCGGAGCUGAGAUUGACCUGACCAUCCUUGAUUUGCACACAGUAACCUGGGGCGCUGCCGUUAUCACCGGAGCUCUGCUGGUGAGAUUGGUGGUAUGUUGGGUGGUGUUGCUGGGCGCAGGACUCAACUGGAAGGAGAUCUUCUUCGUGGGACUUGCCUGGCUGCCCAAGGCUACAGUACAGGCGGCUCUGGCUCCUCUGCCGCUGACAAUGGUGCAGGCUCAGAAUCCUGUUCCUGCCUCCGAUCUGGACAUGGCCUCUCAGAUCCUGACUGUGGCGGUGCUAUCCAUCCUCAUCACCUCUCCCCUGGGGGCCAUUGGUACCACCAUUGGGGGUCCUCGGCUUCUCAAACAGUCCGGCAUGGCGUCAACCUGAAUGUACUUAACUCUUGUAGCAUGUACAAUGUUAGCAAAUAUACUAUUUUUUUUAUAAA